This is a messenger RNA of Pomacea canaliculata, 8694 nucleotides long. RefSeq names its product liprin-beta-1-like. The transcript has 21 exons. NCBI's taxonomy places the organism in Eukaryota, Metazoa, Mollusca, Gastropoda, Architaenioglossa, Ampullariidae. Gene Ontology annotation, cellular component: presynaptic active zone. Gene Ontology annotation, molecular function: protein binding. The record is from RefSeq and is a predicted model, not a curated record. Gene Ontology annotation, biological process: neuromuscular junction development. The coding region runs from base 787 to 3114 and encodes 775 amino acids.
UGGUUAUCGAAAGCGUGAGCUCUCCCCAUCUUCCGGCAGCUGCGGCGUUGCAGCAUUCAAGCGCUGCUGCGUACAGCGGACUGCAGCACGAGGGACGAGUGCCAGCGGCGCCUCACGAGGGUUUUCUUUAUUCAAGUACAGUCUCGUGCAGACGUUUACGUGAAGAGAGUUGUGUGUGCGUGCGCGUGCGUACGGCGUCUCUAAGUCUUCGUGGUUCGCCGCAGUGAGCACAGUGUGUGACCGAACGGAACCUCACAUCGUGUGAACCCAAAACUUGUUUCAGCAUCCACAGGAAGGAAGGAAUGUGUGAACUAAGCAGCAGAAUGGACGUUGGGGAUUAUUUUUUUUUCGAUUUUUGUUUUGUGGCCAAUCUCAAGGACUCUCUCACCUGUUUAAGCACUUGACAUCCUCGUCAAGGAGCGUAUUGACGAGAGGGGGGUCAGCGUGUUGCACGAGGUGGGGGAGAGACAGAGUGGUCAUCUAGGAGACAGCGACAUCGCGUGGCGGCUACUCGCACAGCUGUGACGUAACGUCAGGUGUCGUUACAGGAGACGGCGACAGGAGGAAAACUCCACGUACCGCGACAAUCAGCCUUUAAAAUAAACAAGUGGUUUGAUUGGUGUACUGCCUAGUCUUCAUGUGAAGACUAACAUGGGAUGUCGUCUGCCAGCUGUGAACAUUGGAUGCGACGUGUGAACGAUGACUGGAUGCUGCUCAUUCUGACUUGAACACGAGGAACUGAGGGGAAGUGUUCCGUUGACAACAGUAAGCUGUGUGACCGUCGCCAUGUCUCGCUUGAACGGAGGGUGCCGGCCCGCCAGCACGGGCCUCUACCUGUCUCUGUGGGAGUCCAAGGUGCAGGAGCUGCUGGAGCUGUUGACCCACACAACACUCGAGACACACAAACUGGAUCUGAUGGCCGAAAUCUCCAAUCUUAAACUACGACUUGCAUCAUCAGAGAAAGACAGACGAGAAUUGGACGAAAGAUGUCGUAUGGCACAGAGACAAAUAACAGAACUAGAAGCCAAGCUACUAAUAAAGGAUGCUGAAAUGGCCGAACUGCGACAGAGACUCAUACGCAAUGGGACCUUGCUUCUUCCUGAACCUGGAGGAGAGGCUUCAUGUGACCGCACUUUAGAACGCGAGAAAACUUUAGAUAGGCUUAAGCGGAAACAGACGGAGGUGGAAAAGCUAAAGAAAGCAGUAGAUGCACUGAUGCUGUCCAAUGAAGACAAGGAUCGGAGACUGGACGACAUGAGGCGACUGCUGAAGCGCUACAGACGAGUAGAAGAGAUUCUUGUCCAAGCACAGGGGAGGAAAGCUGUAGAGGAGCUCCUGCAGAAUAUUGAGGAUGACACUAGCUCCAACUCCUCCACCACACCGUCCAUCCAUGACACCUCUUUGAGGGACAGCGGCAUGAACGAUGAGUACAGAGAAAACAGACAUGGAAUGUCAUCCCCAAGUGCCACCAGUACUCCAGUUCACAAUACGGAUGCCAGUCGCUUCAAUGGAAAUGCCAGUGUAGUGCCAGUCCACUCCCUGCCAGCCAGUGCCAGACAAGCCCUGGGCAUGACUCGCUCCAACAGUUGUGAGAACAUUGCGGCUUCUGGAGACAAGGGACCACAAGAAGGCAAAAAGAAGGAGAGUAACUCUGGAAUCGGGGGUAGUUACGGUACGUUGCCCAAGCACAGUAGCAGUUACGGUGCCAGCAAUAGGGAAGGUGCUUCUAUUGAGCGGGACAUUUCCGGGUCAGCUAAGCGCAAUCGCGGCUUCCCCACCCUGAGUAAAACGCUGUUGCGCAUAAGGUCAGGCAAGCGGAGCUCGUCAGCACCCAACUUAGCUCACACAGAAGUUGUGACAGAUGACGAGGAUGGGCUGCAGCACAUGGGAGUAGCAGGACCAAUUGGCGUUGACCACAAGAAGAGGAGAGGGCUGAGGCGUUUGUUUGGCAGAUUGAAGCGCAGCAGUUCACAAGACUUUGAAGGAGGAAGAGAUCGCCAUGAUGGGGAGUUCAGACGAGGAGGGGUGCGUGCCACAGCCACAGCACGUCUGGGCUGGUCCCAGCGAAGUAAAUUGUUUGACACGGAUACACCAUUUGCACGCUGGGACGGGGACCGUGUGAUGGCAUGGUUGAAUGAAAUUGGCCUGAAUAUGUACCUGGGCGAGUGCAAGCGCUGGGUACGCAAUGGGGAACAGUUGCUGAGGGCAUCUGCACACGACUUAGAGAAGGACCUGGGAAUGAAAAAUCCCCUGCAUCGGAAAAAGCUGCAGCUGGCCCUGCAAGCUAUUGGAUCAGAAAAGGGAGACCAUCUCAGCCUUUUAGACCACAAUUUUAUUGCUCGCUGGUUGGAUGAUAUUGGUUUGCCCCAGUACAAGGACUUGUUCUAUGAUGCGCGUGUUGAUGGCCGUAUGCUUCACUACUUGACUGUGGAUGAUCUUUUGGCACUCAAGGUCACUAAUGAACUCCAUCAUAUCAGCAUCAAGCGAGGCAUCCAAAUAUUGCGUCUCAAUGCCUUUAAUCCAUCCUGCCUUCGGCGGCGGCCAUUCCCAGAGGAGCUCAAUCAGCCGAUUCAAAAUCAGCCAGGGGAGGUUAUGCUGUGGACCAAUCACAGAGUUAUGGAGUGGCUACGUACAAUCGAUUUGUCUGAGUAUGCACCAAACCUACGUGGAAGCGGUGUUCAUGGGGCAUUGAUGGUGCUGGAACCAAGAUUCAAUGCGGAGUUAUUUGCCCAGUUGUUAUCCAUUCCUACCAACAAGACACUGCUGAGGCGACACUUAUCUACCCACUUUGUGGGUAUCAUUGGCCCCGAGACCCAGACACGCAAGCGAGAGUUUGAGUCGUUGCCUGGCUACCAGCCUCUUCUUGUAAACGCAAAAGUUAAGAAAGGAAAGUUUGGUCUUUUUGGCCACAAACGUAGCAAGUCAGAGACAGAGGCUGAUGGAUUUAUUUGCCCAAUGGAUGGUCAAAACUCACAAGGCACGCUGAAAAAUGGAACUCAGGGUGAUGCCAGGGCAGCCCAGGAGAUUGGUGCUAUGUCGAAAGAAAUAAACUCCCUUACAACCAUGCUGUCUCAGGAGAGGUUUCUUGACUCGGCCAAAACAUCGAACGUCUGAUGCAAGGAAGUGGCUGCUCCUCCCUCCAAGUUUCCGCUGUUUGCAGAAAUGGAACCUUACUUUUCUCUUGUCUCUUGGCUAUGGCAUCAGGGUGGAUAACUUUUCAAGAUGAUUGAAGCAUUCAUUUACUGGAAACAGUAACUGCUUUCCGACAGCUGGAAGAGUGGAUGGAGCACAUGCCUUCAGAGGAGUUUGAUUAUCCUCAUCACAUUACUUACUGAAAACUUGUCAUAAAUGUGUGAAAGAGCAAACUUGUUUGAGAAGAAUCAUACUGCUGCCGUUGACAGUUUGCUAAAACCAGGAUCUUAUCAAGAGACUUUAGACAAAAAGAACAAAAAGAAAAUAUGCAAGACAGGUUGUGUUGUCUGUCUACCAUUUUUUUAAACUAAACACUGACUUUCAAAGAGCAUGACCAAAAAUCAAUUUGUGGUCAUGAUCAUUUUGGUCAGAACUGGAUCUGGCUGAGCAUCCAAGAAAAGGCUGGCCUUAAUUCAUGGAUGACUUAUCAUGUUGUGAUGAAGAUGUUCGCAAUGGCUAUGUUUUCUUACUGGUAUUUCUUAUCUGUGGAGAUAAAGUAAUCUGAAGACAGUUGAAGUUUGUGUUAAUUGAGAAUUCAGAGUGCAUAGUGUGAUGUUGAAGAUCGGUUCUUCAUCUGUACGGAGAUGGAUGACAAUGUAUAAAAAUUUCAGACAGUAUGUGGUUGUGCAUAAAUACUGAAAUAAAGACUUCGUGAAAGAAAAUGACUCGUGACACUGGAAACAACAUCCGACACCAUGUUAGAAAGGAAUUAUUUUCUGUCAACACUGAUGUCUUUCUGGAAAUGUGGACUUCAACCUCACUUUGUCUGAAAGAUUUGUGAAAAAUCCUAAAAUCUCUGGAAUCCAAAGUUAGAAAGGAUUCGUGUAUUGUAUACCAUCACACCAUUUAGUGCCAUAAGGAAUGGUGCUGAAAGAAGUGUUUAAACUCGCUGACUCUGGCUGUGGACUUUGAUUCUUGUGUGAUUUUUUUUCACUGCCUGGUCUGAAUACAAUAAAUGCCCCUGUGUGCAGGGUGCUAAAAUGUGCAUCUGCAGCAGUAGCUACCAUGACCAGAGAUAGUGGGCCCAGGUUGUACAGCAUCAGGAUACAGAAGAGAACAGCUGUGUAGCAUCCACAUUUACAGGCGGCUUACUGCGUGAGGGAAAGAGUAGUAGUCUGCAAGUGAACUGCAAAAUUUACACCAAUAACUUUUUCUUUAUUUGAAGUGUGAUCAUCAUUGAAGAUGCUGUGGCUUAGACAGGUAAAUUCUGGGUACUUUAUCCUCAGCUCCAAAGCAUGCUUUGGAUGGAGUAUAAAGGGGUGGAAGAGGAUUAGUGUUCCACAAUUUAAGGGAGAUAAUACCUUCAUAAACCCAUUUGGAUUUCCUGUUUAGUGUUUUACGAAGAUAAAGUUUUUUUAUAGGAGCUUUCAAAAAUCAUCAUCAACUCACUGUCUUGUAGUUACAGCUGUAAAAUUUGAAGUGGUUAAAAGCAUGCGUGUGCUCAUGCAUCUUGUGUAUGUACAUGCACGUGUGCAUAAUACUUAAAGAGACAACCUGCAUUAUGAUUAUUCCUAGCGUUCCAUGCCAUUCCCACGACCACUAUGGCUAUUGCAGGGAUAACUUUGCCAGCUAAAAUAUUUUUUAUCUCAAAAGAGUGCCAGUCCUAGCAUAAUAAUCAUUCACAAUUGCCACAGUUUUGCGCCCACUAUUUUCAGGGUACCAUCACACUACAACUAACCCUGAUAAAUAAUGACCUGGUUAUCAUAAUUCGUGAUACAUCCAAACAAAGUCUUUUUUAAUCUUUCUUUUUUUUUAAACAUUUUAUUACUUUUCAUAUGACAUUUUUGAUCAAAGCUUUCUCAGGCACUUGUUCUCAAAAGUUCUCUUUUGCGUGUUCUAACAUGCCUGUUCUGAUGCUGCUACCCCAAGAAGUGUGGAGCCAUUAGCAGAUUUACCCUCUGAGCUUGCUGAAACAACAAAACAUUUAUAUCUGAGCCCAUUCUUGCCUUGGUGAAGUGAUUAUUGUUGAAGUUUUCCUCCUCCCUUUGCUCAAGCAGGAACUCAAAGAUGCCAAGAUGGACAAUGACACAUGGUAUAGGAACCUCACAGUCCAAAGAUUUUCUUUCUUGUGAAUGCAUUAGCAGGCUGCUUCAUGAGGAUACUCUGUGUCGUGCCCUGGGUUUUAUCUUGGUCACACUGUUCUUUCUCUGCAGCUGGCAUCGGCUUAGCCAUGACAGAACUGUAGUUGCUGGCUUCAAGCAUAAAGUACUAUCUCCCCCAACCCCUACCUAUUGCGAAGUGACUGACAUGCACCUAAAACUGCUGACUUUUUAAAUAAUAACUGUUCACAAAAAUAUCUGGUCUGGUAUCACCAAAACCGUUGAUGUCUUCCUCAAUCUUACCUGCACUGUUUUCCAGACCAUAUGAUCUAUCCUGAUCAUCUACUCUUGAUAAAAUCCUAUUACAUAUGGUAUACUUGUGUUGCUGCUGCCAACUCCUUUGUAAAGGUUGCACUUGGGUUGGCCAAAUGGUUUUCAAAUUUUGCAAAAAAGUUUCUGCAUAAUUAGGAUUUUAUUCUGACAAAUAUUAAAAACCUGGUUAGGCAAGCCUACUAUAUGCUUUCAGGGAUUGGGACAAUCUUCCUAGCUUGCUACCAAGAGACUGCAGAUUUCUUAGGUCACUUGGUGUUGCAGGAAUUUUUCAGCAGAAUUGACUUGCUGGUCAUGGUGACCAACUUGAUGUUGGCCUGGUAAAGCCUCAUGGCGAUCUGAAACUGCUGAAAGAAAAGUUUAAGAAAAAUUGCCAAGACUUCAGGGGAGGGUAGGGGUUAGGGUAAGGACCCAAGUAAAGAGAUCAACACCUGAAGACAGGCAGUCAAGAAAACCUGCUGCCUCAACACUGGCAUAAUGUAAAUUUUAUCGUGGCAUUUAUAGAUGUUGGCACUUGGUGUUGGGAUCAGCAAAGUUUUGACUUAUAAAGAUAUUGGCAGUUCAUCAUUUUAUAUUGUAAGAGUUGCAGUUUGUGCAUAUUUUUUAAGUAUUUAAAUUUUGUUUGCAUGUUUGGGACAAGUUGUAAAUACUGACGAUGGAUGUGUAGGUAGGCAGAUGAAGCUGUCAACCAGACUUGCAAAAAUUUAUUUUUGUAACCUUGUCUACCAUAUAUAACUGAAUAUUGGAUGAAACAACUGUUGCUCAUUGUGGAGCAAUUUGUAUUUUUGUGCUUCAAUAUUUGUCAUGGUCACUGGUAUAUGUGAUUGACCUGGUCGUUGUGUUAUUUGCCACUUGUGCCUUGCUUCUGACGUUCUCAACCAGUAAGCAGCGUUCAUGUGCCACUCAGAUGAAGCUAGCAUGCCAAACCUUCAAGUUGUCUGUCUGUAUCAGUGUGGACAGCUGGAGCUAAAGCGGGAGUACAAUGGCCCAGAUUCAGUUUAUUACUCUCUUAACUCUUUAAUCCCUUGAUCAUAACUAUUAUUAUUGCUAUUAUUAGCGACCCCAUCAUCAUUUCAGUCAUCACUCUCUACAUCUCUGCAUUGUAGUCAUUUUACCACCUUCUGCUGCCAUCAUUAUGUUGAUGUCAGGAAGUUGGUAGCUGCAAACUGAGCUACAUAAAACAAUGUACCAUUCAAAGGUUAGUGACUUGUGUGAGCCUUACUAAGUAAAAUCUUUGGGACAAGGUUGCGUGAAGUGUCAGUUUUUUGGUUAACUUUUAGGGUGUGUUUCCCUUAAAGUAAUGCUGCUCUCUUAUUAUGUGAAAAGAAGCUGUGGUAAUUGGUAUGGACAUGGAUGGGGUGAGGUCAAGUGUUUUUGUGUUCUUCAUAGCUUCCUAUUUUAUUUUAACCCUAUUGUGCCUUGGCAUGCUUCCACCCCACCCAUCCUUGGCUUCCAGUCUCUUUAACCUUGCUCUCAGUCACCUAUACCCCUACUUUCUAAACUGGUGGCUAAGGUAAUCAACUUUUUGAGCUUGAAAAAAAUGAAAAUUUUGGUGACAGCAGCAUCGAAAAUGUAGCUUUAUCUACAUAAGUUAUCUACAUUUAUUUUGGUCUACAGACAUUUUCACUACAGCUGUAUAUGGAGUUCUUAAAUCUCCUGAUGUUCACAAAGUGUAUUUUUAUUCCCAGAAACCCCUUGAUAGAACAGUAACAUUAAAAAAUAUCUGUAAAAUCAUUUAUCAGAUUAAUGGAAAUUUUCCAUUUGAAAACCAUACAGAAAUUUUUUUAUAUAAAUCCUACGAUGUGUCAACAGGACAGAUUGUUGAUGGUCUUGCUCUUGGAUGUCCCUAAUGUAAUGUACUAAAAUUUUUGUUAGCAUAUUUCCUUGAUAAUUUUGAUGUUACAGCAUGGGAUACCCCCUGUGGUAUAUCUCAAGAACUAUGCAGAACAGCACUUUAAAGAUUAAUCCCUAUGUAAUUUUUUCACUAAAAUGCCAUGAAAUCUACAAUUAUUCGCCUACAGUCCUUAUGGUCCUAAAAGAGUUAAUUAUUAAAUAGAUUAUACACGUAGCAUCAUUUUCUAAGUUUUAGUGUAAUUUUUCAUUCAAGAUUUAGAAAUUGGGAAAGAUUUUGAUAAAGAGUUUUAUCAAAUGCAGAAGGUGUGCAGAGGAAUUUGGACAUGAAAAACUGAUGUCAACUUUUUAAGACAUUUCACAGAAUACAAAACUUUAUGAAGAAUACUAGGCUGUAGCUGUUGGUGUGAAGAUUAUUUCUGAGACCUGAUCAAAAUUUAUCUUCACAGAUAAUUUUUUUUGUUUUAGUACAGAUUCUUUAAAAAAAAAAAAAGUAAUGCUUGCAGUUGUCGACCGCUGCCAAUUGUGGCCUAAAUUUGUGAUGCACAAUUCACACUUGCUUUCCACGCCUCCCGAGUAUUGUACUUAGUUAGUAGGUUGUAUUAUUGAUUGUACCAUGGGUCUUUUUUUCACCUCACCUCAUUAUGUUAAAAAGCUGCAGUUGCUGCAUUGUCACCACUAUUUUGUUGUCUUGUGCACACCUUUUGCAAAAUUGUUUCAGUCAUAAUAUGCUUAUGCCCCAAAAGAAUUUAAUUUUGUUGUAGCAUAGCAUCUUAAUGAAGAUCAGCUGUUUGCAUCUGAGAAAUCAAUUAAAUUGAAAGAAUUAAAUGCAGCUAGACUGAGCAUGCCAAUUCAAAACAGUUAGAAAUUAACAUUAGAAAAUUCAACUUCUUUUGGUGUUUUUGUAGGCUUUAAUUUUGUUUUAACUCAUUUAACAAUGAGGUCUGCAUGUUUCUACUGGUAAAGUGGGUGCUAACUUGUGUACAAACCAUUCUGUUUAGUUCUGUCAGAUAUCGCCCCAUCCCCCUCCCUUUAAUGAUUUAAGUGUUCACACUUAAGCAUUUUACGGGUUUAAAUGUUUAGAGUUUAAACUGGUAAAAACUUAAUCUCGUGGCUUUUUUAUACUUUAAAUAAAAUGAGGGAUGAAAAAUACUAGGAUUGCAAAAUGUAACCAAUGAUUUAUUGUUUUUUGUCAUGUUUACACUGUAUGUGUGUGUAGUUCAUAAUUCAGCCAGUUACUUUAACAGACCAAUAAAGAACACCUUCUUGGUGCUGAAAUGAA